This is a messenger RNA of Phanerochaete carnosa HHB-10118-sp, 663 nucleotides long. RefSeq lists its product as uncharacterized. Bases 1 to 663 code for a protein of 220 amino acids. The transcript has 3 exons. Lineage: Eukaryota; Fungi; Basidiomycota; Agaricomycetes; Polyporales; Phanerochaetaceae. The record is from RefSeq and is a predicted model, not a curated record.
AUGUUUUUAUUUGUAGACAAGGACCGGUCGCACAAUAAGUUUGUUGUGCGAGACAAUUCUAUCUUCAACCACACACCCGGUAUCAACGUAUCAACAGCUGCCGGAGCGAUCAUAAUUCUCGAACAGGCGAGUGCGUCGUUGAAUCCAUCCAUCUACCCCGUACCCCCUCAGCCCUCGAAUCACAAGGCGAUGUCGGACUACAUUGUUCAAACCCAGCAGCAGGCUUCAGCCAAGCUAGCGGUCUUACGCUAUACUGGGCUGUCAUACCUCGCCAAUACGCGAAACAUAGAAGCACCCUGGUACGCAGAAAUGUUAGAGAGAAUGAACACCGUUCUUUCAGGUGUUCCCAACACGGUCCUUGCUCCCCAGUUCCCCGUGAACGUGAUGGUGGAAUUAGACGAAGGCGGAGAUGUGGAGAUGGAGGUCGAGGAGAGUGGCUACGAGGGUGAUGGUGGUGAGGAUGGUGGCGAUAACUCCCCCGCGGCUGAGCCUGCCGCAGACCUGGACGUUAGCGUCGAGACAAUCACUAUUCCGGUGGACGUCGAAAAGGUUCCCGACUUCUGCAUCAUCGCAAGCGACUGCAGGCCAGACAACGCCAACGACGGUCGACUCAAGACCUACUUCUUGGGCCACAAAAUCAAGAAGAACACGGGAACUUAUUAA